AUGGCUGCUUUGUUACUUCGCCAUAGAAAGGUCUCAACUUUGGGAGUUUCUAGCAUUCUAAAAGCGAAAGUGGAUCCUUUUCGGCUACAUGUAGAAUUAAAACUUGGAGCUUUGGCUGGUGUUUGCAAUUUGUUAAGGGAGUACAGCACCAGCAAUGACAAUCCUAACCUCAAUUUUGAUUUUUUGGAUUUGACUUGUCCUCAUGCAUGGUACCCAGUUGCACGAAGAAAGAAUCGCAAGAUUUUCCUGCAUGUGGGCCCCACAAAUAGUGGUAAAACAUACCAGGCUUUGAAGCGGCUUGAGUCAAGUCCUUCUGGUGUCUAUUGUGGUCCUUUGAGGUUGCUGGCAUGGGAGGUAGCAAAAAGGUUGAACAAGGCAAACGUACCUUGUGAUCUAAUAACAGGGCAAGAGAGAGAGGAAGUGGAUGGGGCAAAGCACAAAGCUGUGACAGUUGAAAUGGCUGAUGUAACCUCAAAUUAUAGUUGUGCUAUUGUUGAUGAAAUUCAGAUGUUGGGGUGCAAGACAAGGGGUUUCUCAUUCACACGUGCCCUUUUAGGUAUUUCUGCUGAUGAACUCCACCUCUGUGGAGAUCCGGCUGCGGUUCCUCUUAUUCAGGAAAUACUAAAAGCGACUGGUGAUGAUGUCCAUGGACAAAUUGAAAGCAGGGGAAAGCAUCUUUGUUCUGUUGUUUAUGGUUCACUGCCACCAGAAACUCGAACCAGACAGGCGACAAUGUUCAAUGAUGCAAGCAGUGAAUUUGAUGUUCUUGUGGCUAGUGAUGCCAUUGGGAUGGGUCUAAACCUGAACAUUUCUAGGAUCAUAUUUUCAACUAUGAAAAAGUUUGAUGGUGUUGAGAUGAGGAAUCUAACAAUAUCAGAGGUUAAACAAAUUGCAGGGAGAGCUGGCAGGUACGGAUCAGACUUUCCAGUUGGAGAAGUGACCUGUUUACAUGCAGAUGAUCUACCCUUGCUUCAUUCAUCACUGGAAUCACCAUCUCCUAUUUUGGAGCAUGCCGGGUUGUUCCCCACUUUUGAUCUCAUAUAUAUGUAUUCACGUUUACACCCCAAAAAAGGCCUCUACCGUAUAAUGGAGCAUUUUCUAGAGAAUGCCAAAUUAUCUGAAAACUAUUUCAUUGCUGACUGUGAGGAAAUGUUGAAAGUUGCGGCUGUUGUUGAUGAAUUGCCUAUUUCACUGCAUGAUAAAUACCUUUUCGCUAUCAGUCCAGUUGACAUGGAUGAUGAAAUUGCAUCUCAGGGUCUUGUGCAGUUUGCCCAACAAUAUGCACAGAAAGGCAUUGUUCGACUUAAAGAAAUAUUUACACCGGGGACACUUCAGGUGCCAAAAACAGAAUCAGCACUUAAGGAGCUUGAAUCUAUUCACAAGGUCUUGGAUCUCUAUGUAUGGUUGGGUUUCCGUUUGGAGGAUUCAUUUCCUGACCGUGAGCUUGCAGCCUCGCAGAAGUCUAUCUGUGGCCUGUUGAUUGAGGAGUUCCUGGAUAGAUUUGGGGGGCAGCAGCAGCCAAAAUGGAGAAAGUUAAAAUCACGCUUUAACUCUGGUCAGUUGGGUUCCUCUGCAGCUGCAGUAUUCAGUUAUGGGCGGUUGAGACAGUUUUGGAGUUGA
Messenger RNA from Dovyalis caffra, 1620 nucleotides. Lineage: Eukaryota; Viridiplantae; Streptophyta; Magnoliopsida; Malpighiales; Salicaceae. The record is from the annotation of a GenBank genome assembly.